Molecule: messenger RNA, 1354 nt
Organism: Plectropomus leopardus (leopard coralgrouper)
Lineage: Eukaryota; Metazoa; Chordata; Actinopteri; Perciformes; Serranidae
Product: amine sulfotransferase-like
Molecular function (GO): sulfotransferase activity
Source: RefSeq, a predicted model, not a curated record
UCCUCAAAUGCUUCUCUUAACGUGCUGACCUGCUGUAGAGGUGCAAGUACGAACAUACUGCACAGUUUUUAUUCGACUAUACAACAAAGAACUUUCUUGAAUCUAUUUGUUCAUUUUUGUUAUUUUAGCAUCCAUGGAAUCUCUGGACUUGGUGAACCCUUACUUGUUCAGGUACAAAAGGAGGAUUUUUUUAGUCAAGGGGAAAUUGAGACCUUCAGACCUUGAUGCUCUGAAACAUUUUGAGAUUCGCCCUACUGAUCUCUUCCUCGUCACGUACCCCAAAUCAGGCACAGCAUGGAUGCAGCAGAUUCUGGUCCAGAUUAUGGAAGCUGCACACCCUGACUGGGCAGAAGAUGUGAGCAACAGGGCACUGGUUCCUUGGCUGGAGGAGAGAAGCUUAGACAACCCUUGCCGUGAAAGGCCAGAUCCUCGGAUCUUUGGCUCACAUCUCCCACCUGACAUGUUGCCCCAGGGAGUGAAAGACAAACAAAUCAAAGUUGUGUAUGUUCGAAGAAACCCCAAAGAUGUCCUGGUGUCCUUGUACCACUUUGCCCAAAGUUGGGUAAUGCUGGAAACACCGCGGAGCUUUGAGGAUUUCUUUCAGCAGUUCCUGGAUGGUAAUGUUUACAUGGGAUCAUGGUUUGAGCAUGUGCGAGAAUAUCACGAAGCACAAGAUCAAUUGAACAUCCAUUUUGUGCAGUAUGAAGACAUGUUGAAGGACCUCAGAGGGGAAGUUGUUAAGCUUUGUGCUUUUCUGGGAAAAGACUUGACAGAUGAAGCUAUUGAUCGUGUUGUGGAGGCGUCCACCUUCAAAAACAUGAAGAACAACCCCAAAGCAAACUACAAGGACUUACUUGAAACUAACCGUUACAAGAAGGAAACCAUGCGCAAAGGUAUAGCAGGCGACUGGAAGAAUGUCUUCACAGUGGCUCAAAACGAAGAUUUUGACAAAGUGUUCAAGGAGAAGAUGAGCGACUUUCCUCUGACCUGCACCUGGGAGAUCAAACAGUAGCUCCUCUUGAAGCUCAACCUUUACCUAUGAAGUAAGAGUCUCCCUUAACACAGAAACAGUGAUUUACUCCCUGAUGCAUGAUUAACAGCAAAUGCCAAUAUUUUUUCUGGUGAUUGGGUUGUGUGUUGUUGAUGGGGUUUUUUUGUUUUCCUGUUUAAAAAAAAUAUGGGUUGUUUUUGCCUUAACUACAAUAAGUUCUAAGAAACCAAAGAAAAAUCCUGCAAGUUCACUGCUCUGCACUGCUUUGUUUACCUUUGCAUGAAGUAACGGUGCGUACCCACCAAACGCGAUUAAAAAUGAUCGCGCCUCAAGAUUACAUACAAAGUCAAUGCAAAGACGCGA